GAGGUGGGCGGGGCUUGGGCGGCGCGCGCGCAGCCGCAGACGGCGUCCCGAUGGAGCCCGAGUCGGAGCCCGAGCCCGAACCCGCGUCCGUGGAGGUUCCCGCGGGGCGUGUGCUCAGCGCCUCGGAGCUCCGUGCGGCGCGCUCGCGGUCCCAGAAGCUGCCUCAGCGGUCGCAUGGCCCCAAGGACUUCCUCCCCGACGGCUCGGAGGCCCAGGCCGAGCGGCUGCGCCUGUGUCGCCAGGAGCUGUGGCAGCUGCUGGCGGAGGAGCGCGUGGAGCGCCUGGGCAGCUUGGUGGCCGCCGAGUGGAGACCCGAGGAGGGCUUUGUGGAGUUGAAGUCUCCAGCGGGGAAAUUCUGGCAGACCAUGGGCUACUCCGAGCAAGGGCGGCAGCGGCUGCACCCCGAAGAGGCCUUGUAUCUGCUGGAGUGUGGCUCUAUUCAGCUCUUCUACCAAGACCUGCCACUGUCUAUCCAAGAGGCCUACCAGCUGCUGCUGACUGAGGACACCUUGAGUUUCCUACAUUAUCAGGUCUUCAGCCACCUGAAGAGACUAGGCUACGUGGUCCGUCGGUUCCAGCCAAGCUCUGUCGUGUCGCCUUACGAGAGGCAGCUUAACUUGGAUGGCUAUGCCCAGUGCCUGGAGGAUGGGACUGGCAAGAGGAAGAGGAGUUCCAGCUGUUGGUCUGCUAAUAAGAAGGCUAAGGCUCUGCAGAACUCCCUGCCACCCGUGAGCUUGUCCGCCUCCAGCCCACCUGCCUGUGACCAGAAUAGCCAGUACCCAGAGAAGCCCCAGGAGUCAAGCCCCAGGAAGGGCUCAGGACUCUCCGUUCAGUCUCUAGGGUCUCCAGAGUCUUGCCCUGCUCUGGCCAGGGAGGAUGUGGGGUGUGGCCAGGAGAAUGAUAAAAUCGAGAAUGGAGCCAAGGGGCCCCCUAAACUGCGCUGGAACUUUGAGCAGAUCUCCUUCCCCAACAUGGCCUCAGACAGCCGUCACACCCUCCUGCCUGCCCCAGCCCCAGAGCUGCUCCCGGCCAAUGUCAUCGGGCGAGGGACAGAUGCUGAGUCCUGGUGCCAAAAGCUGAACCAGCGGAAGGAGAAGCUUUCCCGGAGAGACCGGGACCAGCAAGCAGAGGCCCAGCAGUUCCGGGAGGACGUGAAUGCAGAUCCUGAGGUGCGGGGCUGCUCCGGCUGGCGGGAGUACAAGGAGCUGCUGCAGAGGCGGCAGCUGCAGAAGAGCCAGCCCCGCCCCCCACACCUGUGGGGCCAGUCUGUCACUCCCUUGCUCAGCCCUGAGAAAGCAGAUUCCCCAGCCGCGGUCCUUCAACACAUCUCUUUGCUGCAGACAACACACCUUGCUGAUGGAGGUUACCGGCUGCUGGAGAAGUCUAGAGGCUUGGAGAUCAGCUUCGAUGUUUACCAGGCUGACGCUGUGGCCACCUUCCGGAAAAACAACCCUGGCAAACCCUAUGUCCGAAUGUGCAUUAGUGGAUUUGAUGAGCCUGUCCCAGACCUCUGCAGCCUCAAGCAGUUGACCUACCAGAGUGGGGAUGUUCCCCUGAUCUUUGCCCUGGUGGAUCAUGGUGACAUCUCCUUCUACAGCUUCAGAGACUUCACACUGCCUGUGGAUCUGGAGCACUGAAUGUACAGCUCUGAGGAUGGGCUUUUUCUGGGGGACUUGGACUGCUCUCAGGGACCAUGUCAGCUGACUCCUGUACAGGACUCACCAGGAACUGUCUGGGCCAAUGUGGUCACAGCCCUGGGUAUCUGCUGUUUGUAGGGGAGUGAAGCCUUGCCCCAUUCCCUCUUGCCUGGCAGUGACCCCCUUGGAUCUCAGGACUUGAUUUCAGAGGCCCGGGAGGUAGGGCAGAAGAGAGGACUCUGUGCCUUUAAACAGGGGGGUGCCUGCUUCGUGCCAUAAAGCCAAAGCCAUUAAAAAA
This is a messenger RNA of Peromyscus eremicus (cactus mouse), 1935 nucleotides long. RefSeq names its product tRNA splicing endonuclease subunit 54 (gene Tsen54). Lineage: Eukaryota; Metazoa; Chordata; Mammalia; Rodentia; Cricetidae. Gene Ontology annotation, cellular component: tRNA-intron endonuclease complex. The coding region runs from base 51 to 1637 and encodes 528 amino acids. Gene Ontology annotation, biological process: tRNA-type intron splice site recognition and cleavage. The record is from RefSeq and is a predicted model, not a curated record. The transcript has 11 exons.